This is a messenger RNA of Babesia sp. Xinjiang, 1032 nucleotides long. RefSeq lists its product as uncharacterized. NCBI's taxonomy places the organism in Eukaryota, Apicomplexa, Aconoidasida, Piroplasmida, Babesiidae. The transcript is spliced from 5 exons. Bases 1 to 1032 code for a protein of 343 amino acids. The record is from RefSeq and is a predicted model, not a curated record.
AUGGUUUAUAUCUUAUAUAUUGUGAUUUUAAAGUUAUGGGUAACUUUCAUAUCGAAGGCGCUCGGAUAUGAGUGUUUAACAGGUUAUAUUACGACUGCCCAGUGUCUAAAAGCGCCACGCGCGUCCAUCUCAUCAUUUAUCUCUUCUACACACACACAGUGGAUGGACAGCUUAGUUAGAUAUCGCACAUUUCCAUUAUACGCGGUUCCCAAGAAGAAACCUUCCAAACGGAGGACCCGUAUUAGGAAGACCGCGUGGAUGAAACGACUACCACUUAACUGGAAGCAGCCUAUGAUGCUUGACAUUUUUGAUGUUACCAAGUACACAGAUGGGACUUUAACGAAGUCACGUACGACACAUCAGAAUUGGUUGAAUUUACCGGAUACUUCAUUGGAAGGCGAACAUUUUUUAACGAGAGAAAUACGACCACGCUGCUGCUGCUCUGGUGGUAACGUUGGCGUUCAAUCACCGAAUUUCGACGUUGACGCUCACCGCCGUGUGUUGCUGGAUGCCGGUGUUAGCCCUGAUGCUGUGCAAUCGAUUGAUGUUGGCCACUUCCAGAUUUUGGAACCCGUCACUCAGACCAAGAUUGUGGAAGUUACCAAGGAAAUCAUCGAUGAAAAGAUCAUUGAGGUCCCCGCGAUUCAAUACGUCGACAAAAUCGUCGAAGUUGAUGUACCUGUUGUGAAAUACAAGCCGGUAUACAAGAAGAAGGAAGUUGUUGUUGAGAAGCACAGGCACGUACCUCGCAUUGUAUACGAAGACAAGAUCGUUGAGGUUCCUCAAAUCAAAUACGUUGAGAAGGAAGUGGAGGUCCCUCAAAUUGUCAUGAAGGAAAAGAUUGUUGAAGAGCCCAAGAUCAUGAUUGUCGAACACGUCAUCCCUGUUCUCAGGGUCUCAAAGGCCGACCACACCACUGACAUCGACAACGCUGGAGAAGAGUUCCUUGAUGACAACAUGAACGGUGUCACAUACGUAGAGGCUGAAGGAAUUGAUGCCCGUGCCGACAUGGCAUGCUGCACCACCAGGUAA